CUGCCAGCUGAGGGACUGUCGUGAACAGUCGCAGUGUUGGCUCAAGUCGUCUGCGCUCAGUAUUAGCUGGGCUGAGAAGUGAGUCUGAGAGAUUUCUGCCUUGGAAUAAGUCUGCGAAAGAAUCACAAAGAGACUGAGGAAGCAACAAAUCUGGAUGAAAACACGCGCAGACCAGAACGCCAAAUGGAACAAAAAAGGACUUCUUCUUCUCUUCCGUGUAUCAGUGUAUUCAACUAACUAGCAGCUAAAAGCUAGCUAACCUAUAUAGCUCUCUUAAAGAGCUUUAAAUAGCCCUUUGUUUUUGUUUUAAAAAGCACGAUUAAAUGGACCUCGGGCUUUUGGAGUUUACUUCCAACGUUACAACAGGAUGCGUCUUAAGAGUUCAUUACUAACAACAGCCAAAUAGGUAGUUUAGAGUGGUUAUUAGUCGGCUAGUUACUAGUUAAAGUUAGCUCUUCGUGUCGGUGCUUGUUCAGCUGUCUCUCGAAUGAAGUGAUUUUUUUAAGCAGCUAAAACAAAGCAAGCUUUAGUUGUAACACUUUUAUGGCAUACCUCUAACGUUUUUGCUCUUCAUGAUGGACUCUCUCUGAAUGAAGUGGAUUCGUUUUAUUGUUUACAGCUGAAGACAUAUUUUUUUUAUAUAUAUACUUUUGAUUGAAUCUCCUGACUUUUCGUCGCCAUGGCAGCUGUAGUCAGCUACUCUCCACCUUGGUGGGUAAAUGUGCUGCACAGACUUCCCCACUUCAACCUAAAGUUUCAGCAAACAAGCAGUGAUUUCCAACCAGAAGACUGGACAUAUCAGCAGUCCAUCUUGUUGGUGGGGGGUGUGGCGCUUGCCUGUCUGGCUCUGGACCUCAUUUUUCUGCUCAUCUACUCCAUUUGCCUCUGCUGCCGGCGGAGUAAAAACGCCGAUCAGCCCAACGCCGACUGCUGCUGCACAGCCUGGUGCGUCAUCAUUGCCACCCUUGUGUGCAGUGCUGGCAUAGCUGUCGGUUUCUAUGGGAAUGGUGAGACUUGUGAUGGAGUGAACCGGCUGACGUAUUCCCUCCGCCACGCCAAUCGCACAAUCACUGGAGUUCAAAAGCUGGUGUAUGAUAGUACAUCGUCGUUGAACCAGACGGUGGACAACAGUCUGCAGCAGCUUGAGAUCCAGUAUGCUCAGCAUGCAGACUACCUCUCUAUCAUCCAAAAGCUGCAGGGCCAGCUGGAUGAGCUGGUUAGACAGAUGGUCGAGAUUCCUUUCUGGGACAACAACCUCAUUUCCCUGGACGAUUUGUCCAUCACCAUUGAGCUUUAUGACUGGUACAGGUGGCUGGGCUACAUCACACUGCUGCUCUUCGACAUCCUGAUCUGCCUUCUCGUCCUGUUUGGCCUCAUUCGCAACUCAAAGGGAAUCCUUAUCGCGGUGUGCUUGUUCGGCGUAGUGGCUCUUAUAAUCAGCUGGAUCUCCCUGGGGCUGGAAUUAGCUGUCUCUGCAAGCUCAAGUGAUUUCUGCUUUGCUCCUGAUACAUAUGUUACCACAGUGGUGGAUCAGUAUGGGGUCAUCGAUAAAGUCACAAUUCCACCUCUCAGCAUGGUGUCUGUGCCAUCUUUAUUUGCCGCCACUGAUUACGUUCAGGGCAUGACUGGACUGUGCUAUGAUGGUCUGGAAGGCCUCAUCUACCUCCUGUUCUUCUCCUUCGUGACGGCCCUCAUGUUCACCUCCAUCGUCUGCAGCGUGCCUCACACCUGGAGAGGGAAACGGAACGACGACGACAGUGAAGAUGAGUCUCUGAGCCCCGGGGGGAGGCAGAACCCUGACGGCCUGUACCGGGUCCACAUGCCCAGCCUGUACAGCUGUGGCAGCAGCUAUGGGAGCGAGACGUCCAUUCCUGCCACGGCCCACACUGUCAGCAACGCGCCCGUCACAGAAUACAUGGCUCAGAACGCCAACUUCCAGAAUUCUCGCUGUGAAAACACGCCUCUGAUUGGACGCGAGUCUCCUCCUCCUUCUUACACCUCCAGCAUGCGAGCCAAGUACCUGGCCAACAGUCGACCCGAUCCCAACAACCCUCCAGCACGUUGAACCCCUCCGGUUUCCACCGAACAUCUCUGAAGCUUCUCCUCCAUCCAUUCUCUCCUCAUCUGACCCCCUUUCUUCUUUAUUUCAACCAAAUGUUUUUCCCAUCUCAGCUGAAGCGGAACCAGAGGACAUGAAUCAGAAGCACAGACACUACUAAUCCAACUUCCACACUCCUUUGUUUAGCUUUGCGUGGAUCGCUAAAGGCGCUGGGACUGAUGCAAUGGACGGUUUGAACUAAUGAGGACAUAGUUGACAUCGAACAUGGUCUCUUAAGUACUGUAACAUUAUCUUGUCUUUACUCUGGAGGAAAUGCCGGCAUCUGUAGAUAAGAUCUUUCACUCAUUCAGCUUCGAUUCACCUGCUUCAAUAGUGAGGUUAGCUUGUUAGGACUCAGCUCUUUUCUGGUUUGACUCGUACUGUACCUGUGGGAUUUCCACCGCACACUAACACACUUGGCUUAUAUAAUGGCACUCUGUCUUAAAUCUGUUGUCUGGGACCAGUUUUUCUGUGGUGUUGCAUGUUUAACCAGUCUUUUUUUCCACUUAUUUUUUUUAAACUUAUUUUAUUUAGCCUUUUUCUUAAAUAUUGCAAUGAGCCCAACUUCCACAGCAGUUUUUGUUCACCUGUGAAAUUCUAGACCUGGCAAAUGGUUUAAUUUGGUUGAAUAAAAUUAACACGUUGAAAGUUUACUUUUUCUAGGCAAAUAACUGUGAAAAAGACGAGUGCGCAGACGCUUUAAAGUUUUAAGUUCCCUGUGUCUUCUGAACUACUUGUAAUGUGGUUCUUUAUUAAAAGAACUCCAGAUGUUUCACUCAUAAAAAAGCAGUGGAGAUCACCCCAGUGGGAGUUUUAAGUUGAAUAAAAAAAUGUCUUUUUCUUAAGAAAUGUCUGGAGAAAUUGAAUGCAUUUGCAAUGCAGUGCCUCAAAUGUGUUUUAGCAUUUAAAUAGAGCUAAGAGAAGGUGGUGGCUGCUGUGAAAUGAUUGGUUUAACUUCUACUUACUGUAUUUAAAAAACAAACAAAACACUCUUUUAGGAAAUUCCUCCAUUACAGCAUGGUGAGCGUUUUGCCGUGGAUGAGAUGUUUGUGCUGCUUCUGCUUGCUUCUGAAUAUGUGAUCAGUGUAAGAAGUGAUGGUGAGACUGUGCCAACAAGUUAAGCACAAACCUUUUACACAUCUUAAAAUCCACCGACAGCUCCUGGGUGGCUAAGAAACAAGAAAAUGAGCCAAUUUAUUAUUUUUUUCUUCUUUUUUUAAAACAAUUUAUGCUUUGUUUGAUAAUUCACUGAUGCAGUCUGGACUUUCUGAUCUUUUUUUGGAGUUGUAGUUUUGACCUUUUGUAAUGUACAGAUAAAGAACAUUUAAAACUCUGAAAUUUUUUUGAAUCUUUCCUUUAAAAAAAAAUUGUCUGAAAAGUUAAGGCAUUUAUUGUGUCUUUUAAGUGAAAACAUAACUUUCUGUAAAUAUUACUAGACUGUCCCUCUUUCUUUUAUGUACUACAAUCACUGUAGAUCUGUUUUUUUAUACAUAAUUUUGUAACGUGUACAUGUAAAAGCUGUGGCCAUGUUGAAGCUUGAAUGCUGUGUUUUGAAAUUAAAGGAACUUUGAAUUGC
Messenger RNA from Cyprinodon variegatus (sheepshead minnow), 3674 nucleotides. It is a transcript of the gene ttyh3a, whose product is annotated as tweety family member 3. Gene Ontology annotation, cellular component: plasma membrane. The transcript has 12 exons. Gene Ontology annotation, molecular function: intracellularly calcium-gated chloride channel activity; volume-sensitive chloride channel activity. NCBI's taxonomy places the organism in Eukaryota, Metazoa, Chordata, Actinopteri, Cyprinodontiformes, Cyprinodontidae. The record is from RefSeq and is a predicted model, not a curated record. The coding region runs from base 680 to 2065 and encodes 461 amino acids.